This is a messenger RNA of Hydra vulgaris (swiftwater hydra), 1757 nucleotides long. RefSeq names its product integrin-linked protein kinase. Gene Ontology annotation, cellular component: cytoplasm. The record is from RefSeq and is a predicted model, not a curated record. Gene Ontology annotation, molecular function: protein kinase activity; ATP binding; protein binding. Lineage: Eukaryota; Metazoa; Cnidaria; Hydrozoa; Anthoathecata; Hydridae. Gene Ontology annotation, biological process: protein phosphorylation; signal transduction.
CUAAAACUUUUAGCUGGCAUAAAUAGGAAAUUUAUUUAAAUGGAGGAUAUUUUCUCAGCUUCACGAGAAGGAAAUGUAAAGUUUGUACGCCAGUUUCUUGAUAACAUUGAAAAUGAUUUGAAUCAAGGAGAUGAUCAUGGCUUCACUCCAUUACAUUGGGCAUGUCGUGAAGGUCAAAUGGUUGUUUUUGAAAUGUUAAUGGCUCGUGGUUCACGUGUUAGUGCACGUAAUGAUGGAGGAGAUACACCACUUCAUUUAGCUUGUGCACACGGAAAUAAAGAAAUAGUAUCUAAACUCAUUCAAUAUAAAGCUAAUUUAAACCUUAUGAAUGAACAUGGAAAUACACCAUUGCAUUAUGCUUGUUUUUGGAAUCUAGAGACGAUUGCUGUUGAGCUUGUCAACUGUGGAGCUUAUGUAAUGCAAUGUAACCGUUAUGAAGAAACUCCGCUAGACAAAGCUACUCCUUUCUUAAAAAACCUUCUUAGAGAAAAAGCAAAAAAUCUUGGACAAGACCUAACACGUUUAGAUUUCAAAGAAAACAAAGGAAUGAAUAAUGCAGUUUACGAUUUUUCAACUUUGAAGGGAGGUAAUGCUAGUAUUGAUAUUGCAGACAUUCAUCUUAUGGAGCGAAUUAGUGAAAGUAACACUGGAGAGUUAUUUAAAGGUGUAUGGAACAAUGUUCCUGUUGUUGCAAAGAAGUUAAAGCUUUAUGGUUUUCAUAAAAGAUUAGCUUUAGUAUUCAAUGAUGAAUAUCCUAAAUUAAGAAUAUUCUCACACCCGAACAUUCUACCAGUUAUUAAUGCUGUAGCAAAGCAACCCAACCUUAUGGUUAUAAGUCAAUAUAUGCCUUAUGGUUCUCUGUAUAACAUAUUACAUGAAGGCACUGGAAUUGUGGUUGAUCAAACACAAGCUAUUAAGUUUGCACUUGAUAUUGCUAAAGGAAUGUCCUAUUUUCAUAGUUUAGAGCCACUUAUACAAAGAUUUACUCUUACAAGUUUUCAUAUAUUAAUUGACGAAGAUUUAACAGCUAGAAUCAGCAUGCAAGAUGUCAGAUAUUCUUUUCAAGAUCACACUAAAGUAUUUAGGCCCAAUUGGUUAUCUCCAGAAAUGUUGCGUAAUAGUCCUGAGUCUGUCGAUCAGCGAUCUGCCGACAUGUGGAGUUUUGCAAUUAUUAUGUGGGAACUAUCAACGAGAGAAGUUCCCUACUCCUCAUUGUCACCAAUGGAAUGUGGGAUGAAGAUUGCGACAGAGGGAUGUCGACCUCCCAUGACGCCAGGAAUGCCAAAUCAGUUAAGUAAACUCAUCUCGUUAUGCUGGAACGCUGAUCCAACAAAACGGCCGCGUUUUGAUCAAAUUGUUCCUAUUAUUCAAAAGAUGUAAAAUUUAAACAAGUAUAUACUGGGAGCUUGCAUCUAGUUGAGUUAUGUUGUACCUCGAUUAUGAGUAUUUGCGGUAAUAUUAGGGAUAAAUGUAAAUAAAAACAUUUAGUUUAUUAUUUUAGCAUGAAACUUUCCACAUCUUUAUCAAUAGCUUUUAAAACAUUUACCAUUCAUCACGUGAGUGCGUGAGCCUACCAUUCAUCAAUACGUGAGUGCGUGAGCCUACCAUUCAUCAAUACGUGAGUGCCUUUCAGUAAACAUAUACGUCAUUAUUUAAAUAUGCGCUUUUUUUAUAUAUGGAAUCCUUAAACUUUUUCUAGUGAAGAAUUUUUAAUACUGUAAUUUAUAUUUGUGUGUAAAAUAAACUAGUUUUUUUUA